Molecule: messenger RNA, 1275 nt
Organism: Aureobasidium musti
Lineage: Eukaryota; Fungi; Ascomycota; Dothideomycetes; Dothideales; Saccotheciaceae
Source: the annotation of a GenBank genome assembly
AUGUCUUUCUCUUUGUCGAAGAACUUCCUCGCCGUGGUUGCAGCACUCGCCGGUACGGCAAUGGCAGCCCAGGCCAGCUUGCUCGAUUUGGCUCCGUACUAUCCUGCCUCGCAGUACGCGAUAGACGGUUCUUACAUCGUACGUCUCAAAGAUGGAUGCUCUCUCCAGGACCAUCUCAAUCUUGUCCCAGGUCUCCUUGACCUAACCAUUCUGGAGCUCCCUUUCAACCUCGGAUAUAGUGCUGGCCUCUUGGAUGUUACUCUCGACCUUGUGAGACAGGACAAGUGCGUUCAAUAUGUUGAGCAGAACUCAGGUGGCGAGUGGCUCGGUUUAGAGGAUCAGGCGGAUGUCGAAGCCUAUAACUCGACAUCGAUUCUGGAACCUCGUGAUGUCGAUGCUGGUGUAGGGUAUGCCCUCAAGUAUCUGUCUUCGAACAUGAAGAAUCCCGCAGACGACUCCUACCAUUAUUUGGCCAACAGCGGCGCCGGUGUGGAUUUAUACAUCAUGGAUAGUGGUAUCAAUGGCGCGGUUCCAGAGUUUGAAGGCAGAGUCACCGACUUUAUCAACCGAUCUGACGAUCCUGGCUUCAACGACAGACAGGAUCAUGGGACGAGUGUCGCGAGCUGUGCUGGCAGUAGAACUUAUGGAUCAGCCAAGAAACCUAACCUGCUCAAUGCCAAGAUCAGGACUAAGACGAAUAGACUUAUUGCAGCCUUGGGAGACAUUGUGCAGCGUCACAACAGUCAAAAGUCUGUCUCUGGCUUCAAGGGUUCGGUUAUAAACAUGUCGUUUCGUACUGGGGCUAGCCAGACAGCAUCUGAAGCGCUGAAACAAGCUUUCGGUGCAGGUAUCGCGAUGGUUGCCGCUGCGGGAAACAGCAAAGAGGAUGCCGCAGGCACAUUCCCAUGCAACAGCGGUUACACGACCUGUAUCGGAGCGAGUGGCAGCGACUACAAACUAGCAGACUUCUCCAAUUUCGGUCAAGCGGUCGAUUUUGUCGCUUCUGGGGUUCAGGUCAAUACGGUCGCCGCUGCUGGCAACGCUCCAGUCAAAAGAUCUGGCACCUCCUUUGCUGCGCCCUAUGCGGCCGGCGUACUGACAGUGUUUUACGGAUACCAGGGUCCUAAUUUGUCUCCAAGCGAUGCUGCGGAUCUUCUGUUCUACAACUCAGAUGGUGGUUACAUCGAGAACAUACCCGCCGAUCAAGCAAACUUCAUGAUCAACUCUGGUUUUCAAAAGGCCACCGGUGGCCAGCCAUACCGCAUGGGUCUCUAG